This is a messenger RNA of Exophiala viscosa, 2409 nucleotides long. RefSeq lists its product as uncharacterized. The transcript is spliced from 3 exons. Gene Ontology annotation, cellular component: Z disc; nucleus. NCBI's taxonomy places the organism in Eukaryota, Fungi, Ascomycota, Eurotiomycetes, Chaetothyriales, Herpotrichiellaceae. Bases 1 to 2409 code for a protein of 802 amino acids. Gene Ontology annotation, molecular function: transcription coregulator activity. The record is from RefSeq and is a predicted model, not a curated record.
AUGGAACCACCUGUCCGAGAUGUACACGCAUUGCCUGUCAUCAAGUGUUCGUCCUGUGAUGAAGGUGUUGAUAUGAUGGCCAUGGGUGACCACAAAUGUGCCACAACAACUCAGGUCGCGAGUGUUCCUCAAAGUCUUCCUCGGACGAAAUCGUUCAGCGGCUUGAGACAGCAACAACAAUCAAGGCGACCUCCUUUACCGAAGAUCGAUCCUUACGCUGCGGUUCGGCCACCAGUCUGGAAAGGAGAGCUCACACCUGCCAGUAGCGGACAUAGCUCCUUGGUCUCACCUGCUUCCGCAACGUCUUCGUCGAGACCUCCAUGGCCACCGACUCGUAAAGGAUCCAUGCCUGAAGCUCGACGGCCCCCUUCACCUGAGUUGACGAACCUAGACUGCGCCUUUCCACCAUUUCCGCUGCCAUCAAGAGCUGCAACGACGAAGAAGCGUGACAGGGCAGCCAGUCAACGAAGCUUAACUCAUCGAUCAAGAUCAAGAGGCGCACCAGAAUCAGCUCGUGCAGACAACUUGUCAAGGAAGGGAUCUGCAAACGAUAGUGUGCAGAGUACGUCUGAAAGCCGUCUGAUGGGAAAGCGUUCACGUCCAUCGACGCCCUCAAGCAGGAACGGGUCUCUCAGUACUAAGAGCGACAGUCGUCAACAAAGCGUCGACAUAGUACCUCAAGUUCACAUAACCCCCAUUGACGAGCUCGCCACCGUUCCGGUACCAGAAGUGCACAUACCUGCCGAGCCAAAGCCUUUUUUGCUUUCCAGAACAUAUACCGAACCACUACCUCUACGCUCCCCAUCCAUGGAUUCUGGCCUUAGUGCUUUCGAUUUUGGGACCACCGAAACCAACACAAGUCCGCCAACAAAACCCACUAAUGAAUCAAUAUCUAAUGCCCCAGAAAUCGAGAACAAACCCAGGAGUGAGACACAUCCAUCGUAUAAGGCAAAGAGACCACCACCCCUUGCAAGCCAGCACUCCGAACCCACGAUCAGCAGGACCAAAUCCCCUAUGAGCCCGCAACCUCCAUCCGCAGGAGUCUUUGCGACGACUUUUGGAAGGCUGUUCGGCCGCCGCCCGUCUAAUUCUCCAAACCCAAGCCGUGACGUGGCCCGGCAGGCUCUGAGUGAUGAGCCUGAAGUAUAUGCAGAUGGUGCUGAGCGGUCAUACCUUCUGAGUCCCGAUAGCGAGACAGGGCGGUCGUACCUUCUUAGUCCUGAUAGCGACAAAGAGUUCCUCUCAGCAGAACCCUCACCGAUCUCGUCGAUUCCCGAAACAUCUCCUGGGCCGUCACCAAUACAUGAGGAGUCGUUGAAAGCUCUCGAAGGAGUGAUACCUGCACCUGCAGCUAUCCCCGUUGUGGUCAUCGAGCCCACACCGGAAAAAGAGUCCACGGAAACGGCCGUGGUCACACGGCCAGAGGAGCCUCUACGCUUUCCCAGAAUUUCCCGAAUCGUGGAAGAACCCCCUUCAUUCAUUAGCGAAACCAGCACGCGAGACUCCAUUGACUCUGCUUCCUCUUACGGCUCCGUUGGAUUCUCUGAACGUACCACAAGCUCGAGCUCCAGUUCACCACAGCCCGAGCUUUCCCCAACCAAGCAAUUCUCUGACCUAAGUGUCGCCGAUAUGCCUGCACCACUACGACCUCGGAUUCCCGCACUAUCCCCUGAUUCGCCUACUGAUCCUAACCUCCAGCAUGGUCGACUUUCUCCCAUACUGGAUGUGGCAGAUGAGCCAAAGGUUCCCGCCGACUCGUUGCAGCCCCUGUCUUUCGACUUUGAUGUAACCCCUUCGCCACCUGCAGCGCCAGUCCUGCCCAGAGCAUCUACGGAACCAGAUAUGUCUACGGUGCGCAAACCCAAACAUGCAAGACCAAACAAGGGCGUAUGCCGCGGCUGCUCUCAAGUCAUUCUGGCAUCACAAAAAUCGGUUUCGAGUGCAGACGGGCUACUCACAGGCCGGUAUCACAAGGAAUGCUUUGUGUGUCGUACCUGCAAGGCUAUGUUUCCUACCGCCGAAUUUUACGUCCACGAUGACAAACCGUACUGUGCGCAACAUUAUCACGAAGUGGCCAACUCCUUGUGUGCCAGUUGCGGCAAAGGUAUUGAGGGGCUUUAUAUGGAAACCGCCAAUGUCGCUGGCCGGGGCAAGGAGAAGCAUCACCCGGAAUGCUUGAAGUGUACGACGUGCAGAGUCCGACUGGACCACGAUUACUUCGAACUGUCUGGCAAAGUGUACUGUGAGCGAGAUGCCUUCCGACUGGCCAGUCUGCCCAAGGCUCGAGAGAAUGCUCCCAGUCGACCAAGUCCGCUUGUCCGCGAGUAUAUCAGCAGCGGCCAAGACGGACUGGUAAAGGGCAGGAACUUUCCGGAACGAAGGACGACGAGACUUCUGGCCAUGACCUAG